AGAGUGGUUUUUUCGGUUCCUUUGACACACCAUGAUCCGAGAGAUCUUGCAUUAAUCGGUUUAGAAAACAAACGCAAAACCCGUUUUGGAUUUAGGAGUAAGAUAUUGGAUUUUCCUUAGACAAUCCAAUUGCGUAAUAACUCCGUGCACCGUAGACUCAUUUACCCACUGGGUACCUAUUUUUAUAAACACAAUCCAUCCCUUAGUUGCUCGGAGAAGAAGAAGAAGAAGAAGAAGAAGAAGAAGAAGAAGAAGAAGAAGAAGAAGAAGAAGAAGAAGAAGAAGAAGAAGAAAGAACUGCCCACACCAGGAUUCGAACCGCCGAACCUUCCAUCUGACUUCCGAUUCCCUGACUGAAUCCCCCUGUAAUAAUGAAGUAAUUGUGAGGCAUUACAGCUAUUAAUUCAACACAGUGCAUCGGAAAGGUAAAAGCUGCCGGUCUCACUAAGAGUUGAACUCAUAGCCUUCGCUCUCAAGCCACUAGAGUUAUCUUCUCCUCUCCGCCUCACUAACAACUAUACUACUUGUGGAGAAAAUAUUGACUAAAUCGGUUCGUGCGGAAGCGCUGGGUAGUUAAAACAGCAGGCUCAAGCACGUUCCGAGCACGAAUCUCAUUUAUUAUUGUACUUUUACCUUUCUAGUAAUUUCCUACUGGUAAGACUACAGCACUUCAACCUAAUGAAUAAAAGUAACCAUAAGCCCAAAAGUACGCAUUGCGGACCUAUUUUUAAACUGGCGUCCGGAAGAAAAUUGACGGCGGUGAACAAUAAAGACAAUAGAGUGUUAAUGUCUCGGAACUAUCGGUCUGAUAGUUGCCUCUUGGAAAUUUGAUGUUCUUAAUUAAAACUAACAUAUUUGCUCUGGAAUCUUCGCAUCUCGGGCAAAUAUUUCUUUUAAAGAACAUCAAAUUUCCUCGGAGCAACAAUCAGCCGAUGGUUCCUCGACAGAAACACACUUUAAAUAGCAGACUUGCACGACCACAAUUAAUUUCGUUUUCCCUUUCGUAUUUAAAUUUUGAAGUCGCUCUGGGGAAUAAGAACCAAUUGUCCCAAUUAGCAUAAGAAAAAGAAAAAGUGAUAUAUUCUGGAUGUUGUAUUCAAAUGAGGUCGCCAUGCGAAUCACCUAUUGUUUUGCUAAAGACCCCUUUAUUGAAAUGAAGCUGCAUCAGCAAUGCUGCAAAAGUUGGGGCUAAAAGUUUUAUCUGUCUGUUUGUGGCGGUGUUUUCCGAAACGGAUAUUAACUCAAAAAGAACUCCUGUUUGAAUGCUGAAAACACACAAAGAACUGAACUAAGUAUUCCAGAUGGCGAGCCCGAAGAAGCAAGUUCAGUUUCAGGAGGCCCCGGGGGACGAACACCCGUUAGUUGUGUUUAACAAGGGCGCUGUCGAUCGAACAAGACAUCGGAAGUUAUCACGUGCUGCUAGUACAAUGUCAAUGGGAUCGAUUACAUUACGACCUGAGGACGAAGAGGAGGGUCAGGAUCGAGACGAGUCUGUUAAAAGCUCUAAAUCAGACAAACUACAUCAGCUCAUUCUUUCCGGAAACCAAGAAGAAGUCGACAAAUUUAUUACUAGAGGAAAUGAUAUCAACCGCCAAGACAACUCUGGUAAGACACCUCUUCACACAGCCAUCCUCUCCAGUCAGUACAGUAUCGUAAACAAAUUGUUGGAAAGCGGUGCUGACGUCACCAUUACUGAUGAUGCAGGCGACUCCGUUAUACACACAGCCAUCCGAGUUGGAAGUGAAAGACUGGUACAGACUCUUAUCCAGCAAGGUAGGUGCGACAUCAAUGCCUUGGGACGUAACUCGGCCACUCCUCUGCAUCUUGCUGCCGAGAUGGACAAUGCUGACAUCUGCAAGAUUUUGGUAGAGAACGGUGCCACUUUAUCACCAAUGGAUAUCGAACAAAUGACACCUGUGGGUCGAGCAAUGGAAAGAGGAGCAAAGAAGUCGGCUCAAUAUCUGCUACAGACUGCGAAAGAAAAGACAGGUUCCGUGGAGGAAUUUAUGUACAAUGUCGAUAUUGAUGGCAGCUCUCUUCUUCACCUGGCUGUGAACAGCGGCGUGUUGGGGGUAAGCCAGGAUGUUCGAAUUCCUUUUCACCAAACUUGCAACGAUUAACGUUGACUCAAAAAAA
Messenger RNA from Orbicella faveolata, 2136 nucleotides. Its product is annotated as transient receptor potential cation channel subfamily A member 1-like. Gene Ontology annotation, molecular function: monoatomic ion channel activity; protein binding. Gene Ontology annotation, biological process: monoatomic ion transmembrane transport. The record is from RefSeq and is a predicted model, not a curated record. NCBI's taxonomy places the organism in Eukaryota, Metazoa, Cnidaria, Anthozoa, Scleractinia, Merulinidae. Gene Ontology annotation, cellular component: membrane; transmembrane transporter complex.